Molecule: messenger RNA, 2673 nt
Organism: Symphalangus syndactylus (siamang)
Lineage: Eukaryota; Metazoa; Chordata; Mammalia; Primates; Hylobatidae
Gene: ARPC1B
Product: actin related protein 2/3 complex subunit 1B
Biological process (GO): Arp2/3 complex-mediated actin nucleation
Cellular component (GO): actin cytoskeleton; Arp2/3 protein complex
Molecular function (GO): actin filament binding
Source: RefSeq, a predicted model, not a curated record
GGCCACGCCCGGACCGCCUGCUCCCCGCCUAGGGCCUGCACAGUUGGCGCCCACCGGCAUCAGCGUGAAGGGAGUUCCUCGCCGGCUGGGGACCGGGCUGCAGGGCUCGCUAGCCGCUCACCUGCGUGUGAGCGCGGAGCCCGCAGUACCCGCCGUCCGGGCUCAGAGGACGUGACUCCCCGACCCUGCGCCCGGCAGCCCCCGUGGGCCGUGCGCCGGGCCCAGGCUCGGAGGUCCCGCCCAGCGGCGGCUCAGGCUGCGCGCCUGGCUCCCAGCCUCAGUUUCCCCAUUGGUAAAGCAUUGACGGUGGUUGCGGACGGCUUCUGCGGAUAGAGCCUUGGGCUCCGACGUCUGCGCGGGUACCGGCAGCACCCCCACCCCGAACGGAGGGCGGGACCUGGAUCUCGCGACCGCUGCCCCAGGUCCCCGCCCCCGGGCCCUACCGGGCUGAGGUCGGGAGGCCCCGCCCCCCGCCCACGAGGAAGUGGCUGCUGCUCCGGCGCGGAGCCCAGAGCCGGUUCGGCGCGUCGACUGCCCAGAGUCCGCGGCCGGGGCGCCGGAGGAGCCAAGCCACCAUGGCCUACCACAGCUUCCUGGUGGAGCCCAUCAGCUGCCACGCCUGGAACAAGGACCGCACCCAGAUCGCCAUCUGCCCCAACAACCAUGAGGUGCACAUCUACGAAAAGAGCGGUGCCAAAUGGACCAAGGUGCACGAGCUCAAGGAGCACAACGGGCAGGUGACAGGCAUCGACUGGGCCCCCGAGAGUAACCGUAUUGUGACCUGCGGCACAGACCGCAAUGCCUACGUGUGGACGCUGAAGGGCCGCACGUGGAAGCCCACGCUGGUCAUCCUGCGGAUCAACCGGGCUGCCCGCUGCGUGCGCUGGGCCCCCAACGAGAACAAGUUUGCUGUGGGCAGCGGUUCGCGUGUAAUCUCCAUCUGUUAUUUUGAGCAGGAGAAUGACUGGUGGGUUUGCAAGCACAUCAAGAAGCCCAUCCGCUCCACCGUCCUCAGCCUGGACUGGCACCCCAACAAUGUGCUGCUGGCUGCCGGCUCCUGUGACUUCAAGUGCCGGAUCUUUUCAGCCUACAUCAAGGAGGUGGAGGAGCGGCCAGCACCCACCCCGUGGGGCUCCAAGAUGCCCUUUGGGGAGCUGAUGUUCGAAUCCAGCAGUAGCUGCGGCUGGGUACAUGGCGUCUGCUUCUCAGCCAGUGGGAGCCGUGUGGCCUGGGUGAGCCACGACAGCACCGUGUGCCUGGCUGAUGCCGACAAGAAGAUGGCCGUCGCGACUCUGGCCUCUGAAACGCUACCACUGCUGGCGCUGACCUUCAUCACAGACAACAGCCUGGUGGCAGCGGGCCACGAUUGCUUCCCGGUGCUGUUCACCUAUGACGCCGCCGCCGGGAUGCUGAGCUUCGGCGGGCGACUGGACGUGCCUAAGCAGAGCUCGCAGCGUGGCUUGACGGCCCGCGAGCGCUUCCAGAACCUGGACAAGAAGGCGAGCUCCGAGGGUGGCACGGCUGCGGGCGCGGGCUUGGACUCGCUGCACAAGAACAGUGUCAGCCAAAUCUCGGUGCUCAGCGGGGGCAAGGCCAAGUGCUCACAGUUCUGCACCACUGGCAUGGAUGGCGGCAUGAGUAUCUGGGAUGUGAAGAGCUUGGAGUCAGCCUUGAAGGACCUCAAGAUCAAAUGACCUGUGAGGAAUAUGUUGCCUUCAUCCUAGCUGCUGGGGAGGUGGGGAGAGGGGUCAGGGAGGCUAAUGGUUGCUUUGCUGAAUGUUUCUGGGGUACCAAUAUGAGUCCCCAUAGGGGCUGCUCCCUCAAAAAGGGAGGGGACAGAUGGGGAACUUUUCUUACCUAUUCAAGGAAUAUGUGCCUUUUUCUUGAAGAAAUGCUUUCAUUUAUUGGAAAAAAAAAAAAAAAAGCCCCCAAAGCACUAUGCUGGUCAUGAACUGCUUCAAAAUGUGGAGGUAAUAAAAUGCAACUGUGUAAAAAAAAAAAAAAAAAAAAGUAAUUAUGGACAUGCUUGCCUAUGUGGAAGGAGAGGUUUUUUGUUGUUAUUUUCUUGGGGUCUUGCUAAGUUAUCCAGGCUGCACUAGAACUCAUGGGAGUAAUCCUUCUGCCUCAGCCUCCCAAGUAGCUGGGACUCCAGGGAGAGGUUGGUGUUUGCACGGCCAUAGGUAGAUAGCAUGUUUUUACUGCUUGCCAACAUAAUUGAUCCUGAAGCCCAAUGGCCUUAUGCCAAAUGGUUCCCUCCCCACUGCUGUCCAUCCUGGGCUGCCACUCCCAAAACUGCCAGUACCAGGUGUCACUGACUGACUAGUCAAAUUCCUGGACAAAGGGGCUACACAUUCCAGGCUGGUUGUGGAACUUUUGUUUUGAGAUGGAGUUUUGCUCGUCACCCAGGCUGGAGUGCAGUUGUGUGAUCUCAGCUCACUGCAACCUCUGCCUUCCUGGGAUCAAGCGAUUCUCCUGCCUCAGCCUCCCAAGUAGCUGGGAUUACAGGCACGCGCCACCAAGCCCGGUUAAUUUUUGUAUUUUUAGUAGAGACGGGGUUUCUCCAUGUUGGCCAGGCUGGUCUUGAACUCCUGACCUCAGAUGAUCCACCCACCUCACCUCCCAAAGUGCUGGGAUUACAGGCGUGAGCCACCGUGCCCGGCCUGGUUGUGGAAC